AUGCAAAGAACACCUGCGUUGUUGCUUGCAGCAUCAACAUGUUCUCGACUUCACACCUCGCCAAAACUCUUCACUGAACCCAUUGUCAAAAUCGAAAAUGGCACCUUCUACGCCCAACAUCCAGCAUCAAAACCAGCUCCAGGACAAGAUGCGAAGCCCAAUCGGCCACUGUUUGCUGACCUGAAUUGGUCACUACCCUCAAGUUCAACGCCAAAUCAGCAUUGGGCGAUUCUCAGUCCCUCGUCCAGUAUUCGUACUGCAUUCCUUCAGAUUCUCCGCGGCCAGUUUUUAUGCUUUCCGCCAAUGGCACGGUCAUAUCCUUACUUACUCUCACCCGAGAUUGCUGCCAAGAAAUCAAGUUUGCGCUACCCUGAGCGAGCAAUCGAGUAUGUAGGUUUUGACGUGGAACGCAAAGACUUUGGUGGAGCCUAUUUGUCUGCACGCUACGAAAGUCUGAAAGAAGACACCGACUUCACUGUACAACGAUAUCUGACUGGCAUCAUCACACUCAAUCCUGGUGAGGAAGAGUUGAAGGCCAAGAGCGUGGAUGAAGCAGUCAUGCGCAAAGUCAUGAGAGAUUUGGAACUAGAGAGGUUCUUAGAGAAGCCUGUAAGCAUGUUGAGUAAUGGGCAAAGUCGGAGAGCAAGGAUCGGGAAAGCGCUACUCGCAGCGCCGGAGGUCUUGUGCUUGGAUGCACCCUUCAUUGGUCUGGACCCUAUUGUGACGAAGAACAUUUCAAAGAUGUUACAUCGUCUUGCAGAAGCAAACGCACCAAGAAUUGUACUAUCACUGAGACCUCAGGACACUAUACCUGAGUGGAUCACACACAUCGUGUAUGCCGGUGAGGAUGGAAAGGUGGAGACCUUGGGGCCGAAAGAGGAAGUUUUCCAGCAUCUGAAGGCUCGCUAUGAAGAAUCCGAGAAUUCUGAUUCUACUGCUGAAGAGCUGAGCCCGAAACUAGUCGAACUUCGUGAGGUGGGCCGUCAGCUUUCUCAGAAGGGCGACUUUCAAACCCAUACGGCAAAGCCAUCAACCUCAACAUUGAGCCGAGAUGGUUACGAGAAACGGGACACUUGCCACAAAUCCAUUGGCGAACCCAUUGUCGAAAUGGAAGGAGUCUGUAUCUCAUAUGGCAAGAACUCUGUCCUUGGAGAUUGGCAACAAGACGUCAAAGGAACCCCACAACAAGGUCUAUACUGGAACGUACAUCGCGGCCAACGCUGGGGCAUCUUCGGUGCAAACGGCUCUGGAAAGACAACUCUACUCAGCCUUGUAACGUCCGACCAUCCCCAAACAUACUCGGCACCAGUAAAACUUUUCCAACGCUCACGGCUCCCCGAGCCGGGCGCUCGUGGCAUAACAAUUUUUGAGAUUCAGUCACGAAUGGGGCAUACAUCGCCAGAGGUCCAUGCACUUUUUCCAAAAAGACUCACGCUUCGCACAGCACUGGAGAGUGCGUAUAGUGACACACCUAUUACCAAACCACGAUUAGACGAACAAGCAACAAAGCGUGUGAAAGCUUGUCUUCGCUGGUUCGAACCAGAACUCAACCCUCUAUAUGAUGGCACACAGUCUGCGAGCGCUGGAUUGGAAUGGGCGUCCAAUACUCUCUUCGGCGAAAUCUCCUUCUCCGCUCAACGUGUCCUCUUGUUCCUCCGCGCUACGAUAAGUAAUCCCGACAUCGUCAUCCUCGACGAGGCAUUCAGUGGAAUGGACAAUCUGGUUCGCGACAAGUGUUUGCUGUUUCUUAGCCGUGGACAGACCAUGGAGAUGCAUUAUACCGACGCCGGGCCUAAACCUGUCAAGACAACUGGAGAAGGCGAGAUUGUCGUGCCAGGUCUCCAGGAACACCAGGCACUACUUUGUGUAAGCCAUAGUCGCCACGAAUUACCGGGUUGUAUUAGGGAAUGGGUGUGUUUGCCUGAACCGGGUACAGGGCCCCCACGAUUCGGCAGAUUUGAUGGACCGGUAGAGUUGGAUAGCAAAAGGUGGGAUGAGAUUUGGGAUUGGAACUGA
This is a messenger RNA of Plenodomus lingam JN3, 2016 nucleotides long. RefSeq lists its product as uncharacterized. Gene Ontology annotation, molecular function: ATP hydrolysis activity; ATP binding. NCBI's taxonomy places the organism in Eukaryota, Fungi, Ascomycota, Dothideomycetes, Pleosporales, Leptosphaeriaceae. Gene Ontology annotation, cellular component: mitochondrion. The record is from RefSeq and is a predicted model, not a curated record.